UUUAGUACGUAGAAGGUGUCACGUAUAUGAAUCCGACGAGGGGGCAGAUUCAAGUCUUUCACGAGCGAGCUUUCAAGUGAUUAGGACUCUCCAUUUCUCUCUCUCUCUAAAAACUCCAAAACCGCGUCGACCGAGCUGAAUUUGAUAAGCAGAGGCAGUGAGGAAAAACGAGGGAGAGAGAGAAAAUUGAUGGUUUGUUUGCGUUUCACGGGUGGCAGCUGGGAAGAGGAGAGUUAUUCAACAAUCAGCGAGCUUUGCUUACCAACUCUUUUACUUACUCGCCUACUAUUUACUUACUGAGCCGAACGGCGAGUGAGUGAGUGAGUGAUUCUUUGAGUUUAUACAUUUCUGGAGUGCGGAUUAUGGCUAGGCCACUGCAUAGAGGUUUAUCUGUUGGAGGUGGGGGCCGGCACUCAGGGAACAGUCAGAGCUUCUUGGAUGACUCUCAGAUGAAAGAUAAGAUAGAGAAAGAAGAUUUUGAUCAUAGUCAAUCAGCUGGUGAUCAGAGUUUCCUCUCUAUGAAAUUUCUUUUACGGAUUCUUUCCACUGACAAAUCGCCUACAAAGAAUGGUGUUAGUGAAAAUGGUUAUCUAUCUAAUCCCUUCAGCCCUGGAGCUGGGCGAAGUCAGAUUAAGUUCACAUUGCUUUUGCUCAAACUUAGCUUAGUUGCCAUAGUAGUUCUUGCUCUUACUGGAUCCUUUUGGUGGACAAUCUCAAUAACGAGCUCAUCCAGGGGUAAAAUAUAUCAUGGGUACCGUAGGCUUCAAGAACAAGUAGUGUUGGACUUGAAGGACAUUGGACACUUGUCUCUUGGUUCUUCUAAAUUGAAGGAUCUGGAGUAUUGUCCACCCGAGGCUGAGAAUUAUGUUCCAUGCUUUAAUGUGUCAGAAAGUCUCGAGUUAGGCUUUUCUGAAGGUCAAGAAUAUGAUCGACAUUGCGGACCUAGGCCCCAAGAUAGCUGUUUGGUUCUUCCACCUCUCAAUUACAAGAUCCCUUUAAGAUGGCCUACUGGGAAGGAUGUUAUUUGGCUUGCAAAUGUCAAAAUCACAGCUCAGGAGGUGCUUUCUUCUGGGAGUUUGACGAAGAGGAUGAUGAUGUUAGAGGAAGAGCAAAUCUCUUUCCGUUCAGAAUCUGCUAUGUUCGACAGUAUUGAGGACUACUCACAUCAAAUUGCCGAAAUGAUUGGGCUACGAAAUGAAUCCAAUUUAAUACAAGCCGGAGUUCGAGUUAUCUUGGAUAUUGGAUGUGGUUUUGGUAGUUUUGGAGCCCAUCUUUUCUCCAGCAAUCUAUUGACAAUGUGCAUUGCAAAUUAUGAGGCUUCUGGCAGUCAAGUCCAAUUGACACUUGAACGAGGCCUUCCUGCGAUGAUUGGUUCAUUUUCUUCAAAGCAAUUGCCUUACCCAUCACUUUCCUUUGAUAUGAUUCACUGUGCUGAGUGUCAUGUGGACUGGGAUCAGAGAGAUGGUAUACUUUUGGUUGAAGUGGACCGUAUAUUAAGACCUGGUGGAUAUUUUGUGUGGACAUCAUCGGUCAUGAAUGCCCAGCGGUCCCUCCGCAACAAAGAAAACCAAAAGAAGUGGAACUCCGUUCGUGGUUUUGCAGAAAACCUCUGUUGGGAGCUGCUGUCACAGCAAGACGAGACUGUUGUUUGGAAGAAGACUAGUGAAAAGAAGUGUUAUUCUGGCAGGAAGUCUGGUUCUGGCCCUUCUCUCUGCAAUAAAGGCCAUGAUAUUGAAUCUCCAUAUUAUCGGCCACUUGAACCAUGCAUUGGGGGAACACAAAGCCGCAGAUGGGUUCCAAUUGAAAAAAGGACUAAAUGGCCUUCUAGGGCUAGAUUGAGUGCAGCUGAAGUUCAAGUCCAUGGUUUACAGUCAGAAGAUCUUGCCGAGGAUUCCCUUAAUUGGAACUCUGCAGUUAACAAUUAUUGGUCAUUGCUCUCGCCCCUAAUUUUCUCUGAUCAUCCGAAGAGACCUGGCGAUGAGGAUCCUUCCCCGCCCUACAACAUGCUUAGGAAUGUCUUAGACAUGAACGCCCGUUUUGGUGGUUUCAAUGCUGCUUUAUUGGAAGCAGGAAAAUCGGUGUGGGUCAUGAAUGUGAUCCCAACUAGUGCUCAGAAUUUCCUCCCCCUAAUCCUUGACAGGGGAUUCGUCGGUGUUUUACACGAUUGGUGCGAAGCAUUUCCAACGUAUCCAAGAACUUAUGAUCUUGUCCAUGCUGAUGGACUUCUAACACUCGAGUUUAGUCAAAACAGCCACAGCAGAUGCGGGAUGUUAGAACUGUUCGUUGAAAUAGAUCGUAUACUUCGUCCAGAGGGUUGGGUGAUCAUACGGGACACAAUUCCUCUGAUCGAGUUAGCAAGAGAUCACGCAGUGCAGCUGAAAUGGGAUGCUCGAGUCAUAGAAAGUAGCAGCGAGGAGAAACUCCUCGUUUGCCAGAAACCUUUUGUUAGAAAAGUGGCUACAAGCUAAGCUAGAAUUGGCAGGCAGGGGGAUUAUGAUUGUAGAUGAUAGUGUCCAUAUUCAUUUCUCCAUUUCAAGAUUAAUGGUGUGAUAAAGUUCCACCCCAGAAAAAAAAUGGUGGAAUCAAAAGAUUUUGAAGAGAGAGGAGAGGAGGAAUACAAAUUAAAGGGGGUUCCAACUUCCAACUGCAACAUCUAUGAAACCGUAAGGUGUUCAUAGGCAUUUGUAAUUAGAGAAGAAAAUGAUAGGGCUUCCUAUCAUGUCUUCUUCGACAUUAUACAAGUAUACGACCAUAUGUUGAUUAGAAUUGUUACAGAAUAA
This is a messenger RNA of Ipomoea nil (Japanese morning glory), 2780 nucleotides long. RefSeq names its product probable pectin methyltransferase QUA2. NCBI's taxonomy places the organism in Eukaryota, Viridiplantae, Streptophyta, Magnoliopsida, Solanales, Convolvulaceae. The transcript has 9 exons. Gene Ontology annotation, cellular component: cytoplasm. Bases 363 to 2468 code for a protein of 701 amino acids. The record is from RefSeq and is a predicted model, not a curated record. Gene Ontology annotation, molecular function: methyltransferase activity.